Hypoxylon trugodes is the source of this 411-nucleotide messenger RNA. RefSeq lists its product as uncharacterized. The record is from RefSeq and is a predicted model, not a curated record. The transcript has 2 exons. Lineage: Eukaryota; Fungi; Ascomycota; Sordariomycetes; Xylariales; Hypoxylaceae. Gene Ontology annotation, molecular function: oxidoreductase activity. The coding region runs from base 1 to 411 and encodes 136 amino acids.
AUGGCGGGGCAAAAGAUCAUCAAGUACUCACUCGAGCACUUUCGAAAAGACGGAAUUUCGGAGGAAGCCUUCCUCAAAUGGUUUCAGGAAUACCAUCUCCCUUAUGGCGUUCCGCUGAUGAAGAAACAUGGCGUAGUUAAAUAUGCUGUUCACACCAGAGUGCCUCCAUUAUGUGACGCAUUCCAGGAUAUCAUUGAAAAGAUCCGACCGGGAUGGGAAGUUAGCAAGGCCGACCUUGUGCUUGAAUACUGGAUGCCCGAUUUGAGUUGUCUGAACAGUCUUAUUGAGGACCCAGAUUGGAAUGGGAAGGCCGUCAAGGGCCAGGAAGAUUGGCUCGAUAUGUCUAGAUCUACGAUCCACAUUGGCUACGAAACCACUUAUUUGGAGGAUGGAAACGUCGUGAAUCUAUAA